This is a messenger RNA of Linum trigynum, 234 nucleotides long. The record is from the annotation of a GenBank genome assembly. Lineage: Eukaryota; Viridiplantae; Streptophyta; Magnoliopsida; Malpighiales; Linaceae.
AUGCUCUCCUCUGCCCUUUCGCUUCCUUUCCAAUUUCCACCACUACUAUGCGAUUACAGGUCGGCGGCGGCUAGCUGCCUGCCGACGUGUCAGGCUGAAGUGUCCAAUGGGAAGCUGAGCUGGCCCGAGAACCACGGAUCCCCCACCUACCUGGCUCUCUCCAGCAACAGGCUUGGCCUCUGUCCUCUGCAAUCGCUGCAUGCCCACCACGUGUUCGACAUAAGUCCCCAAUGA